AUGUUUCCGAUGUAAUUCAUUGCUCUUAAAACAUAUCCUGUUAGUUAUUCUAAGUUUGAAAUUAUUAUUAGAGUAGAUCUAGUCUUUUCAUCAUUUAAUUUUAGUGGUUAAUUCACAGUUCUAUCUUAUAAAGUGAUCAACACUAAAUUGUUGGGUGCGUCAUUAAAUUUAAUUGCUCUGCUAGUAAAUCAAGAUAUACCCAACUUAAUUGGAGAUAUUACAAAAGGAUUUUGGAUACAUUUUCUUGGCUUUAAUUUUGAUGGUUCAGUUACUGAACUUCAUAAAGAAUUAUUAAAUAUGAGAUAAUAUGGUUAUUUGAAUGAUGCUAAAUUAAGGAUAACACACAUUUCUAUUAACUUAAAAUAUUAUCCUUAGUAUAAUAUAUGA
Molecule: messenger RNA, 387 nt
Organism: Paramecium sonneborni
Lineage: Eukaryota; Ciliophora; Oligohymenophorea; Peniculida; Parameciidae
Source: the annotation of a GenBank genome assembly